Molecule: messenger RNA, 3168 nt
Organism: Pieris rapae (cabbage white)
Lineage: Eukaryota; Metazoa; Arthropoda; Insecta; Lepidoptera; Pieridae
Gene: Kap3
Product: kinesin-associated protein 3
Exons: 13
Coding region: 143-2287 (714 amino acids)
Biological process (GO): microtubule-based movement; cilium organization
Cellular component (GO): kinesin II complex; ciliary transition zone; axoneme
Molecular function (GO): kinesin binding
Source: RefSeq, a predicted model, not a curated record
GAUUGUUUUUCCUCGCAGUUCAAUUAUUACAUAGGUACCAUAUAAGUAACUAUAUUUCAUAGAUAUUUAAAUCCCAUUUACUUAAGAAUUGGAAUUUUUAAUGAUUAAAAGAGUUCAAAUGUGAUAGCUGCCAAAAUUUACAAUGAGUCCUGUGGAGAGUGUACCUGUUGCAGUAUUGCAUCAUGUGGAUGAAUAUGUUGAAUUAUUGUAUGAUGAUAUUCCUGAAAAAAUCAAAGGAUCUGCUUUAAUCUUACAACUUGCAAGGAAUCCUGAAAAUCUAGUGGAAUUAGCUAGAAAUGAAGCAUUGCUUAGUGCUCUAUCAAGAGUACUAAGGGAAGAAUGGAAACGAAGUAUUGAGUUGAGUACAAAUAUUGUCUACACAUUUUUUUGUUUCUCAACAUAUAUUGAAUUUCACUCAGUUAUUAUACAAUACAAGAUUGGCUCAUUAUGUAUGGAUGUAGUUGAUUAUGAGCUGAAAAGGUAUGACCAAUGGAAAGAAAAAGUAGAGGGAAAGAAGACAGCACUUACUCCUGAUAAGAAUGAACUGCCAAAAAGUCGUAUACCAGAACCAAAGAGGCGCCCAAAGUCAGGCACAUGGGCAGUUGCCGAUGUAAACCUUCAGAAGUCUCGAACAUUAGUAUCAAGCUAUCAUGAAGACCUUUGCAAUGCUACUGAUGAUGUUUUAUCGAAAAUUGAUGAAGAGCAGUUAAAACGAAAACUUAAAGCACUGUCAAAGCGACAAGAACAGUUACUGCGUGUUGCAUUUUAUAUGCUUCUAAAUAUAGCUGAUAAUGUGAAGGUCGAAGAUAAAAUGCAUAAGAAAGAUAUUGUUGGCUUACUUAUUGGAGCCAUGGAACGGCAUUCAAAUAUAGACUUGUUGAUUCUGAUUGUUUCCUUCUUGCAAAAACUUUCGAUUUUUAUUGAGAAUAAAAAUUCAAUGGCCAAUAGAGGUAUUAUAGAUAAAUUAGCCCCACUUUUGGAUUCACCUAAUGCCGAUCUAGUCAAUGUCACAUUAAAACUACUUUUUAAUUUGACUUUUGAUACGAAAUUGCGAAAUAAAAUGAUUAAGUUGAACAUGUUGCCUAAGUUUAUUCAAUUUACAAGUGAUGAUAAACAGAUAACAUUGGCAAUGAAGAUAUUAUACCAUUUAAGUAUGGAUGACCGUGUUAAAGUCAUGUUUACUCAAUCGGACUGUGUUAAACUAUUGACAGAUAUGCUGCUGUUAAACGUCAACAGUGACACAAGCGCCGAAGGGCCGAGUAGCACUGACGUUCUAUUGGCGCUUUGUGUAAACCUUGCCUGGAAUGAGCGCGCCGCUCACCAAAUGACCUCCGAGGGAAGAUUGCGUGAGCUUCUAGCGAGAGCUUUUAGACAUCGAAAUGCGAUGCUCAUGAAACUUGUGAGGAAUCUGUCACACCAUGCAGUGAAUAAGCCGAUGUUUGUUGAGUUCGUAGGCGAUCUGUCUGGCGCCGUAACAAGUGGUGAGGCGCCUGAAGAUUUUGUUAUAGAAUGUUUGGGCACACUUAGUAACAUUCUUAACCCGAAUAAUAAUAUUGAUGUGUAUGCCGUGGUCGAAAGAUAUAACUUGAUUCCAUACAUCAUGAAGGUGCUUGAUCCAGGAGAACAAUGUGAGGCUGAGAUGGUUUUGGGCGGUGUCGUACUAGCGGGCGCUGUGUCCGCAGACGAACGGUGCGCGAGUGCUCUCGCUGCGGCAGGUGGGGGUCACGCGCUCGUGACCGCCUUACGACACCGACAGGCGGACGACGAGCACGUCCUUCAAACAGUAUUCGCGUUCCGUCAAAUGUUGUCUCAUCCUCGCGCAGCAGAAAACCUUGUUACUAGCACUGAAGCGCCAGCCUACCUAAUUGAUCUCAUGCAAGAUAAAAAUGUCGAAAUACGAAAAAUGUGCGAUUCCUGCCUCGAUAUUAUAUCGCAAAUGCAAAAUGAAUGGGCAGCAAGAAUUAAGGUGGAAAGAUUCCGAUGCCACAAUGGGCAAUGGCUUUCCGUAGUGGAGACGCUGGGAGCGGAGGGUGGGUCAGGAGAUGCAGCGGAUGAGCUGCCGCCCUAUCUCUCUGCCGAAUAUUUAACCACUCAUCGCCUAACUACAUCAGAUUCUCAAGCAUCUCUGAACGAUGACACUGACAGCUUUUCUGGUGAUGACUAUAACAGAGCAAAUAGCCGCAAUACUCAAGACGGCCAUUCUGACGAUCUCGGUCUAUCUGAUUCGAUGACUGGAAAAACAUUGGACGAUGACGCGCAUAUUUCGAAAAAUAAUAUUUUUUCGUAAAAUCGCUUAUUUAACUACUUACAUUACACCUCACUAAUUAAUUAUAUCGUUAGCUAAACACCAAUGAAAUAAUAACAAAAUGGCCUCUGAGAACCACUAGUAGUUGUACCUUUGUAAUAAUACAACUAAUAUAUAAUUAAAAAAUAUACCUGCUUUAUUAAAAUAAAAUAUAAAAAUAAUAAAAAGCUUAAAACAUAUUUAUAAAGAAUAGAGCAUAGGACAUUUCUUUUACAAAUAAUGGUGGGAAAUAAGUUUACGAAAACUAUCAGUAUUAUGUUUUCAUAUACGUCAUGCAUUACUGUGAUUAUAAAAUUUUGUGAAUCGUAAUUCUUCAUAAACUUGUACCCGAUUUGUAUCACCCUUUUCUUAGUUAAAUUUCCUUUAUAUUCGUUGAAUUAUAGUAAAAUUAUUGCUUAACCUCGAAAAGAACUCGCAAUUAAAGCAAUAGACGAUCAUAUUAGUAGAGAUCGGUAUCUUUAGCAUGAUUUGUCCUUUUUAAUAUCUGUACGUACACAACUAUUAUAUUAAAAAAAUAUUUUCUAUUUUAAUGCCACUUACACAUUCAUUUUUAUAUUAAUUCAUUAAUAAACAUUAUGAAAUUAAUUAAAAUUUGCACAUAAUAAAACAAGUGUUUUUAAUAAUUCCUAAAAAUUGUGAUAUUAAUUUUUUUUAAGUUUUAAUUUUAGUAUAUUGUUUACCAAAUUGGUUUUUUUUUUAUUGUUAUUACAAUUACUAGUUACCAUCGUAAUUGAGCUCAAAAUUGUACGUGUAAUAGUAGCGAAUAUUAAACAAGAUUAAUGUAUUUUAUGUCCGUUUUCAGUCAACCAGUAUUGUAUUACGCUGUGCAAUUUGUAUACUAAUUUAAUAAAAGUUUAACAUUA